AUGCAUGAAUCAGCAGGUCGAACAAGCAAUUCAUCCUCAUCAUUGUUAUUAUCGUCGAAUUCCAAUCGUUCAUUGAACAUCCAUCCACCAAAACUGACUCGAACAUUACAACAAGAUAAUGCGUCGAAAAAGCUCAAGAUUAGCCAUACGAACGGUGUCAAACCAGCCGUCGAUGGUAAUUCUGUUGCUCGAGGCUCCAAAGGUGAUAAUUCUCUACGAUGUCCCUUACGACAAACUUUACCAAUCUUUAAACAACCUGUUACGCACUAUCCAAUCGAGCGCGAUGAAGUCAAAGCGCAAGUUAUCAAUCCAAAUAACCCAACAGCGUCGGCUAACGGUGGCAAACCGAGUGAGAAAACCAAACCACGGCAAUUAUUCUGGGAAAAACGCUUUCAAAACAUUCGGCCCAUCGAUAUCGAUGAAAAACCCUUCGAACACGUGAAAUUGCCAGAACCUAUAAAAAGUGUUGGUUUAAAUAUGUCGCCAGAAACUGUGGUUAUAAGUUUAGCAACAUCACUUCAUCUCUAUUGCAAUUCGCGUGCAUUAUUCGGCCAAAAUAAACAAUUCCAAAAGAAUCCUACGAUUUAUAUUCAACGUGAUCAACCAUUAAUUGACUAUGUGAACAUCACCGAUGAACAUAUCCGUGCUCAAGAAGCCAAGGUCAAUGAAUUACGCAAACGUAUUCAACAAACAAUGUGCAAAAACGAAGUUUGA
This is a messenger RNA of Adineta ricciae, 714 nucleotides long. NCBI's taxonomy places the organism in Eukaryota, Metazoa, Rotifera, Eurotatoria, Adinetida, Adinetidae. The record is from the annotation of a GenBank genome assembly.